AUAAUUCAGUUUGAGUCGUCAGGUCAAUGUCAACACAGUCAUGCUGAGAAGAAGAACCGGGUUAAGAAAUCGGACGAUCCAUUUUCUGGAUUUAAGUUAGCACCUCUCUGAAGUGAACCACUUAUCCAAGCUGUUGUUUUUAUCAUAACCAAAUAUUAAAAUGGGAAGAAUGAAUAUCUGGGUAAAACGGGCGUUCAUUUGUGUGUGUGUCUUGAUAGGGAUCAUCAGCACCCUCCUGCUGGCCAUCACAUUAUUUGGACAUGGGCACUUCCACCAAUCAGAAGAAAUAGACAAGAUGUUGCCAGGGAUAACAGUUCUGUAUGUCCUAGAAGCAGCAACCCUGGCCCUUUCAAUCUUUGGGGUCUAUGGAGCUCGCAAGGAGAAGAAGUGGGCUGUGAUUCUGUUUUCAGUAGGUAUGUCACUGGCCAGCCUAUACCUGUUUGCAGCUUGUGUGAAAGGAUAUCAAAGCAAACACAAGAUGGAGGAGUUAAGCAGAAAGGAAGACCUAGCCAUGAUGCCUUUCAGUGGAGCGAAACAAAAGGAUAUAGAAGAGAUGUACUACUUUCAAGCUAACUUCAAAUGCUGUGGGCUCGUACAAGGCUACCAAGACUGGGGCACAGACAUCCCCCUCUCCUGUCUCUGUUCUGAUGAGGACUCAACACACUUUAAAUGUGUUGCUCCUGGUAACAAUACAAGAUUUGUUAAUCACUAUCCCAACAGUAAUUUGUCUGAGGAUGAUGACCACAAGGCUCUAAUGGAUGAACACAUGCUGGUAUUUAAAGAGCCAUGUCUUCCCAUCCUGCUCUCUUUCAUGGGCUAUGCAAUGAGCCUGAUGAUAGGAACAUUAGUUGCACUUAACACAUUAUGGGAUAUUGGAGUUGCCCUGGCCAUCACAAUACUCUGCCAGAUGAGAAGAAAGGUUGAUGUGCCACCUGUGAUCUUCACCUCUCAACCACCUCAGUACAGAGAGCUGUGUGACACAGCAGAGAGUGUCUGAAAUUAAAUGGUCCUCUAAUGAAGGAUACUCAAUGCACUAGUCUGAGUGCCAGUCUGUUUGUGCCAUCAUGACAACUCCUGUCACUCAUUUGUGUCAAGCCAAACAUGACAUUGGGUGACACAGAGUUGACUUGGCAAUGACAGACUGGCACGAUGGUCUUUAUUUAACUAGGCAAGUCAGUUACGAACAACUUCUUAUUUAUAAUGACGGCCUACCGGGGAACGGUGGGUUAACUGCCUUGUUCAGGGGCAGAGUGACAGUUGGCAUUGGCAAGACCACAAACAGAUCUGGGAUCAGGUUAGCAAUGCACUCAUAUUAUGUACAUACUCAUAACACACUUGAAAGGACAACUCGGGACAUUAUUAGACAUUAGACAUCUCUACUGUGUUGUCCAAAGUAUUACUGUUCAACCAUUUAACCGUUGUAGUGCCUCAGUGUUGGUUACAGUGUCUUGAAUAAAGGGACAAGCAUCUUUUAA
Molecule: messenger RNA, 1475 nt
Organism: Salvelinus namaycush (lake trout)
Lineage: Eukaryota; Metazoa; Chordata; Actinopteri; Salmoniformes; Salmonidae
Product: tetraspanin-8-like
Exons: 9
Coding region: 161-997 (278 amino acids)
Cellular component (GO): membrane
Source: RefSeq, a predicted model, not a curated record